Molecule: messenger RNA, 3721 nt
Organism: Hemiscyllium ocellatum (epaulette shark)
Lineage: Eukaryota; Metazoa; Chordata; Chondrichthyes; Orectolobiformes; Hemiscylliidae
Product: docking protein 3-like
Exons: 5
Coding region: 25-1623 (532 amino acids)
Biological process (GO): cell surface receptor protein tyrosine kinase signaling pathway; positive regulation of MAPK cascade
Cellular component (GO): cytoplasm
Source: RefSeq, a predicted model, not a curated record
CAGAGCCAGAGCAGACACCGGGACAUGGAAAGCCCCAUGAAGGAGGGGAUCCUGCACCUUCUGCAGUAUAAGUUUGGUUUGAAAGUUUGGAAAAGGAACUGGUCGAUAUUGUACCCAGCAAGUUCAAACAGUAUAGCCAGGCUGGAACUGUUUGAUGCAAGGGACUGGACUAACCCUCAUGAGAAGCAGAUUACAAAGCGAGUGGAACGGAUCAUUCGUUUGUCUGACUGUAUCAGCAUUAAUCAGAACCAAGUGGAAAACCCUCCGAAAGAGACGGCGACAUUUAGCAUUAUCACCAUGGAGAAAACCUACAUCAUGGCAACUUCAAAACAUGAUGUGAUGGCUUGGGUCAAGUGUCUUUGUGAAUUAGCAUUUCAGAAUACUAGUACAACAAAACCAAAUGAAGAUGUUUCUGCCUCCAGUAACAUGUUGCCUGGUGACUCAUUAAUAAUGGAGGAAAAUGAACUUUAUUCAACAAUAUCCCAAGCUGGAAAUCAAUUCACUGUGACGGUGCAGAAGUCUGAAGCUGCAACAAGGUGUGAGCUCCAUGGAACCUAUCUGUUAAUUGCAGGCAAAGACAGCCUGAUUCUGAAAGAUCCCAUAACAAAACAUGAUGUCUACAAAUGGCCUUACAGCUAUCUACGUCGAUAUGGAAUGGAUCAGGCAACAUUUACAUUUGAAGCAGGAAGAAGAUGCGAUUCAGGACAGGGGAUUUUUCGAUUCAAAACAAAGGCAGUUAAAGGAAUUUUCCACAUUAUUGAUGCAGCAGUAAAGGAAAAGGAGUCCAAGAAAAAACAGAAACGAUUAAGUUUAACUUCUGUUAGCUCUGAGACUUCCACAGCGUCCAGUCAAAAACUGCCAAGUGCAGCAUCCCCUAGUCAGGAAUCUUCAGAUGAAAAGGGUGGAAGGGUGAAACCCUUGAAGGACACAGAUUCAAAUCAAGAGGUUAGGAGGAGAAAAGAAAAUCGAGGUUGUAAAGGCCGUAACUCACCUUCUGGGGCUGUACCAAGGGCACCUCCAGGAGCCGAAAGGAACUUCCCUACAACCGAUGAUAGGGAGGGUGUCGGUGGAAUAGUUUAUGCUACUGUCAAAUAUCCUAAAGGAAAGGCAACAAAGGUUAAUGUGGAGGAGCCAACGGUUAAUCCUACAAAGUAUAGAGAUAGUUACAGUGAUGACUCUUCUAUAGACCCAGUGUAUGAGAAUGUUUCGGAUAUAGAAUCACUGCUGUCCUUUGAGGACGAGCCAUCCUUUCUCAAGGACAUACAAAAGUCACUCUAUGAAAAUUCACAGGGUAGCCUUGAAGAUCAGAACUUGUCUUCCAGUACAUCAGUUUCUACCCCAGAUUAUGAGAAUGUUGUGAUUGAACGCAGUCAGCUGACAUUUGAAGGUGAACAGGAUGAUUGUACAGUCAAUGAGAAAGGUGAUCUACACCAGACUCCUCCUGGGACAACACCCAAGGAGCGAGACACUUCCUUAAGCUCCGGAGCCUCUAAAGUCACAAAAGCAAAAUUUCCAGCUGGUAUCCAAGAGGUUCUAACUGAUCUGUACUCCAAAGAAUUGAGUAAGACCCGAGAAGGAAAACUGGAGAAGUUUAGCAGACCAUCCGAGCUGCGAAAAUAUUGAACUGGGGAUGUGGACGGGUAUGGGAUGCUGGGGAGAGGGCUGGCUGAGUGGUUACUGAAAUGGAAACAAUUUCUCUAACAAUGUUUAUCAAUUUACAGGUUUUCAACAAUUACUUUCUAAUAUUUCUCAUUUUCUCCAGUGAAUCUGUAAAUGCAGGCCGAGUGACAUGGAGAGGUACAUCUCCUUGAGCCUGAUUUUUUCCUCUCCAUGUAUCAUCACAUCCACGCCUCCUUCCAGCCCAACCCAGGCCCUCUCUGAACCUCCCCUCCAUUACUGCCAUUCUGCAUCUGCUCGGGACAGAUGCCUCAAGAGUCACUUAGCAACAAUAGGUGGUCCUUAAAAUGGGUGCAAAGAAAAUAAACAUCUUAAGGUCUAAAAGCGGUGUCACUCUGUUACAUGCCAUCCAUACCAUACAGAAACAAAUAGGUCAGACUCAAGAAGAAAAAACAAAGUCCUGUCCAGUGGUCAUUGAGUUGUAAAAACAAAUGCCUAUUCAGAAACCACAUCAAAGACAAAUAAUCCUUUUAUAACCAUAUAAAAUGUCAAUUAAAUGCUACAGACAACCUUCUGAUAAGCUAAGUGCUUUUUAGUCUUUUGAAAUGCAGGUGAGCAUUAGUAAUGGGCUCUCCUGUGGGAAAACAGUCAAUGCAGCUUCACGCAAUAUUGAAAUUAAAAGAAAAGAGGGCUAAUUUUUUUCUAAGCUGCACAUUAGAAGAAUUUCAGUUGCAGAUAACUUUGUUUUAAAAUGUUAGAGCAGCGCGCCAAUGUGUUUCAACCAUGUCCACUUCAGCCACUUCAGAUCAUGACCUCAGAAUUCCCAAGCACUGACUGUUUGUUUGUUUUCUACUGUUUUGAAUGCAUACUAAUAAUUUAUCAGUUGUGAAACAUAUCUCACAACAUAUCCUUAUCAGAAAAAGUAAUUCAAUAUUUAGACAAUAUUGGCCAAAGUAAUGGUCAAUUGACCUAUUCAGGACAAUGCUCAAUGAUCAAUCACUGUAAAACUCAGCAAUUGGGCAAAUUUGCUGGCUAAUUCUGAGUAUGUGAAGAAUUACACUGAAGAAAGCCAAUUUAGAUUUGUCAGUCAGGCUCACAGUUUGGUGCAGUUGUGUUUUGACAAAGAGUCACGACAUUAAUACUGAUUUCUCUCCACAGAUGCUGCCAGACCUGCUGAGCUUUUCCAGCAAUUUCUGUCUUUGGUGGUGCAAUUGUGUAUGGGAAGCUACAUAAGCUCCUUGUCUUUGCAGAGAAGAAGAAUAUAUAUGUGCACUGCGCCUAUUUCAAUUCAACAAAAGAGGUGAUGGCAGUUUUCUGGUUCAUUAAGGUCGAGAGUGUAGUGCUGGAAAAGCACAGCAGGUCAGGCAACAUCCGAGGAGCUUAUGUCCAAAACGUCGAUUCUCUUGAUCCUCAGAUGCUGCCAGACCUGAUGUGCUUUUCCACAACUACACUCUCAACUCUGAUCCCCAGCAUCUGCAGUCCUCACUGUCUCAUAGAACAUAGAACAUAGAAGGAUACAGCGCAGUACAGGCCCUUCGGCCCUCGAUGUUGCGCCGACCGAAUCCUACCUAACCUAUACUAGCCCAAUAACUUCCAAAUGCCUAUCCAAUGCCCGCUUAAAUGACCAUAAAGAAGGAGAGUUCACCACUGAUACGGGCAGGGCAUUCCAUGAACUCACAACCCGCUGUGUGAAGAAUCUACCCCUAACAUCUGUCCUAUACCUACCACCCCUUAAUUUAAAGCUAUGUCCCCUAGUAACACCUGACUCCAUUAGCGGUAAAAGGUUCUUAGUAUCUACCCUAUCUAAACCCCUAAUCAUCUUAUACACUUCUAUCAGAUCUCCCCUAAACCUUCUCUUCUCCAAUGAGAACAGCCCCAAGUGCCUCAGCCUUUCCUCAUAAGAUUUUCCUACCAUUCCAGGCUUCGGGUUCAGUGGUCAAAGCAUUUCCCUCAGAUAUAUGAAUCAUCCUGCCUAGUUCAAAAUUUAACCAAAGCCUGGCAGUUAACUGUCAUUCAUCAUUAACUGGUGCAUUCCCCAUGGCAAUGCAUCUACCAAUCAGAGUCCAUUUGCCAUAUAAUCAGCACUCUCCUCUGAUUACAUUAU